GAAAACAGGCCAAGGGGCAGACGUGGGCAAGAAACACAAACUUACAUAAUUUCCACACAGCACUUUGUUGGUUAAAUUGCUCAGUGUUCAACAUUCCUCUGGAUCUUCUCGAGAUUUCUGAGGAUGGUGGAACCAAGCGGGAGAUAUCAGCAGUUACCCAGUGAGGAGGAAGCAGAGGAGGGGCCUCAGGUGAGCUCUGAUGCUCCGCCCCCUUACAGCAGCAUUGCAGCAGACAAUGCAGCGUAUUUUGAUUACAAAGAAGACUCUGCAUUCCCCAAACCGCCAUCUUAUAACGUAGCCACGUCGCUGCCGUCGUAUGAUGAGGCUGAGAGAAGCAAGGCGGAAACUUUUGUUCCUCUGGUGGCAGGACGAGAUGAGGACUUUGUGGCCAGAGAUGAUUUUGAGGAUGCAGACCAGCUGCGAAUCGGCAACGACGGCAUUUUCAUGCUGACUUUCUUUAUGGCAUUCCUCUUCAACUGGAUCGGUUUCUUCCUGUCCUUCUGCCUGACCACCUCGGCGGCGGGUCGUUAUGGCGCCAUCUCCGGCUUCGGCUUGUCCCUUAUUAAGUGGAUCCUGAUCGUGAGAUUUUCGACCUAUUUCCCUGGCUAUUUUGAUGGUCAGUAUUGGCUGUGGUGGGUGUUCCUGGUGCUCGGUUUUCUGCUCUUCCUCCGGGGCUUCAUCAACUACGCCAAGAUCCGCAAAAUGGCCGACUCUUUCUCCACUCUCCCAAGAACCAGAGUCCUCUUCAUCUAUUAAAGCUUCAUGUUCUUAAGCUUCUGUACGUGUAAUCAUGUUUAAUUGUAAAUACUAAAGCGUGUAAGUUCAUUAUUCAUGAUGAUUCUGAUUUUCGUCCUCCUGCAGCAGCUUGUUGGAAACCGAUACAGAAUUUCUGGCCUCCGCGGAGCCGAGGGAUCACCUCAUGUUUAAAGAAAAAA
Ictalurus punctatus (channel catfish) is the source of this 935-nucleotide messenger RNA. Its product is annotated as Nedd4 family interacting protein 1. Lineage: Eukaryota; Metazoa; Chordata; Actinopteri; Siluriformes; Ictaluridae. Gene Ontology annotation, molecular function: WW domain binding. The record is from RefSeq and is marked provisional. Gene Ontology annotation, cellular component: endoplasmic reticulum; perinuclear region of cytoplasm; Golgi apparatus. Gene Ontology annotation, biological process: vacuolar transport; ubiquitin-dependent protein catabolic process; metal ion transport.